Messenger RNA from Marchantia polymorpha subsp. ruderalis, 1754 nucleotides. Lineage: Eukaryota; Viridiplantae; Streptophyta; Marchantiopsida; Marchantiales; Marchantiaceae. The record is from the annotation of a GenBank genome assembly.
CCCUUCGUACGACAAGAGAAGAGGAGGAGCGACUGUUAUUCCAGAUUGAACGCAUGAAGUUCGGUCGUAUGUACGCUGUAUUAGAAUAUGUGUACGAAAGUAAUAAAUGUUGGUGGGCACCUUUCAUAUAAAGGAUUCAUUUAUUUGGCAGCCCCUUGAAUAUAAACCCUGGGAUUCUACGAAAUCAGUUGAGCUUAGAGCGACAUUACAGAUUCUGGGGCCAGAGCGAGGGCAGUAGGGCAUGAGGGUCACUAUGGCAUUAGCUGAGUCAAAUGCAGCACCUUCUUCCUCGGUUACGCUGCGCAGGUCGAUGUCGAUGGAGCACUUGGAACCUAUUCUUCGGUCCUGAUUUUGAUGGGCGGCCGGAGGAGGGCAGAAGACUUGGAACUUGUGCUAUGUGAAGAGAAGAAUCAUAAUUGGAACAGUGGCAGAUUGCUCGGUGCGAGCUUUGAGCGAUUGUAGAGGCUGGGAUUUGGUAGCGCGAAGGCUGCAGAAGCCAGUGCCGAAAGGCGAUCAGCAGCAGCAAGUAGACGGAUGAACUGAUAUCAGAUUUGAAGCCAUGGGUCGAGAUGAUCUGAAGGUGAGCGAAGCAUUGCCUUCGCCAUCUGACGGCGAACUUGAAGAAGAGGAGAGCGCCGAGUUGGUUCUGUUCCAAGUGAAAGAGUGCUAUGUAUAUUUGAUACCUCCGAGGAAGAGUGCAGCUUCGUAUAGAGCAGAUGAAUGGGACAUCAACAAAUGGAACUGGGAGGGCGCUCUGAGAGUAGUUUCAAAAGGAGAGGAAUGCUUCAUCAAGCUGGAGGAUAAAUCAACAGGAGAACUGUACGCUCAAGCGAUUGUGCGCCAAGAUCAACCUCUUCCUCUGGAGGCUGUGAUCGACAGUAGCAGGUUCUUCGUACUGCGCAUAGAAGACACAUCUAACAGCAAGCAGAAAAGACAUGCAUUUAUUGGACUUGGACUUCGUGAGAGGCCGCAAGCAUAUGACUUUCAAGCUGCAAUAUUUGACCAUGUGAAAUAUCUUAAUAAGAAGAAGGAAGCUGAAGAGAUGGAGCAAGAGUACCAAACGAAACCUUCGGUGGAUUACAGUCUGAAAGAGGGAGAGACUCUCCGACUGCAGAUCAAAACACCCAACAAGACCUCUCCGGGAGGCUCUUUGAAGGCUGGCAAGAUAAUGGAUCUUUCGUCAUUACAAGAGACACUGCCAGAAGCAACCUUGAUGAGGCAGGUAUCAGCUGGUAGUGCGGUUCCUAUCCUGGUGCCUCCUCCACCGCCACCACCGUCACCCCUAUCAGGAGGCUUAUCUCCUGCCAUACCAGGAACCCCCUCGCCUGCCAGCAGCGAUAUUGUGGGGAAGAAUAUAGUCAGUCAAACAGCAGUGAUAGACGGACCAGAUGAAGAUUUCGGUGACUUUCAGGCAGCUUAAACUCUGUAAUUUGUAGAAUAUAAGACAUCAACAAUGUUAUAUCACUGCCAUGGCCGGUGAAGCGAAUAAAUCUCCCUGAACUGGAGAAAAUACAAGCGAGUACUCAGGUGAGGAAUCAAACGCUCGCGUAGUAUUGUACCUCCGAGAUGGACUCGCCUUGGAACCUCAUCAUCACUUAUAGACUGCGCAUUCGUAGAGGCUUAUUGUCAACUAGUGUUGACUCUUUCAUCGCUACUCGAGCAAAUCCGCUGAAGAGAGAUGCCACCCAUGUAUUUUGAUGUUGGCCAGUGUGGUUGAAACGGCCAGAUCUUUAAUCAGGAAGCAACAUCCACUG